AUACUGUGGAAUGUAAUGUACAUGCGUUUAACAUAUUUUGCAAUUAUUUUUUUAGUAUUUACAAAUAAUGUUGAUGAAUCUGAUGACUAUUCUUUCCUUGAAACAGAGAGCUUUCUUCUAGAUGAAUAUAAACAUCGCUAUUGUGUGCGAAAAGACACAAUGAAGACUCUGCAUGGUCGUCUCGCCAUCACAAACUGCGGAAUUGCAUUUGCCAGAGUGCAGUUGAAAAAAGGUUUUCAAUACUUUCACGACUUAGAACAGUCCAUAGUCAACGUAUACGGUAGUGACAGUGAAUCAGACUGUAGCGAUGAAGAUGACGUUCGUGAAGAUGACGUUUAUGAAGAUGUUGAAGAAGAAGAUGCAUAUAAUUCGUAGUAUUUUGUUGCUGAAAGCUGUGCUAUCAUAUUUUUGUGUGCUUUUUAUAAAUAGAAAAUUAUUUGCAUGUUGCUCUUUUUGUAAAUAAAAUGUAUGCAAAUACACUUGCAAGUAUAUACAUCUAAGAAGAAA
Messenger RNA from Xenia sp. Carnegie-2017, 507 nucleotides. RefSeq lists its product as uncharacterized. The record is from RefSeq and is a predicted model, not a curated record. Bases 16 to 375 code for a protein of 119 amino acids. NCBI's taxonomy places the organism in Eukaryota, Metazoa, Cnidaria, Anthozoa, Malacalcyonacea, Xeniidae. The transcript has 2 exons.